Messenger RNA from Sardina pilchardus (European sardine), 1905 nucleotides. RefSeq lists its product as uncharacterized. Bases 166 to 975 code for a protein of 269 amino acids. Gene Ontology annotation, cellular component: external side of plasma membrane. The record is from RefSeq and is a predicted model, not a curated record. NCBI's taxonomy places the organism in Eukaryota, Metazoa, Chordata, Actinopteri, Clupeiformes, Clupeidae. Gene Ontology annotation, biological process: negative regulation of T cell proliferation; T cell costimulation; immune response. The transcript has 4 exons.
CAACGCUCAAUACUAAGAGUGAACCUCAACGCUCAAUACUAAGACAAAUCAGCAUUCUACCGAGCAGUGGCUGGAAACCGAUACUUUUGCAGAAUCACUCCGAACUUCAUACUUUCAGUCUCACUCUUGAAUGAUACAUGGGAACCACUUCCUGAUUUAUCGCGCAUGUUUGUUUGUCGAGGCUGUUUUUCUCUCAAGAUAAGGAUGGCUGAACGACACAUCUUUGUCUGGAUUGUGCUUCUGCUUGUGGGGAAAAUAUCUGGAGCGCUGGUUUCACACACCCCAAGCUAUGAGGUCCAGGAGCAGCCUGAAGGGAUUCCCAACACAGAGGGCCUGCAGCAGGUGACUGUGGGAGAGUGUGCUCUUCUACCCUGUCUGCUCCCACACCCACUUCCCUUUCCGGGUGACAUCCGAGUCUACUGGCAAACAGCCAACACAUACCAGGUGGUUCACGUCUUCAACAAAGGCCAGGAGGAGUUUGAACAUCAGGCCUCCACCUACCGCAACAGAACCAGGCUCUUCACCAGUCAACUGCAGUUUGGUAACUUCAGUCUGGAGUUACACAACGUCUCUGAGCAUGACAACCUCACCACCUUUCAGUGUCUUGCAAUGUAUGAUGGAAGCGGGAGGGUCAAGUACCUGAGCAAUGCUACCUUACAGGUGUUGAAGGAAGACGUGAAUCGAUCGCAUGAUGAUGAUGUGGCUGGAAACGCUACAGUGACUGCGGUGGCUGUUGCUUUUCUGGUGCUGAUCCCCCUUGCUUUGGGUGUGGUCUGGGGCAUGAGAAAAUGUCUAAAAAAAGGGCGUGGCAAUAUCCACCCUGUUUAUUUUCGCAAAAUGCCAAGUGGAUCUACUGAGAGAGACCAGCAGCAGCAGGACGAGAUUGGAUCGACUGAGAGAGACCAGCAGCAGCAGCAGGAGCCUCUGGUCAGCAACGGACAAGAAGGAGAGGAGCGGAGAGGAGAGGACAGUUAGAGCAACACCUGAGAGUCAUGCAAGGAGAGGAUGGGGAUGUGGGAAGAGGAUUUGCUGCUCCACUACAUUGUUAAAUUAAGUUCAGUCCUCUCUCUUGGACCCCUGUUACACAAACCACACAGUCAACCUGAUGCAUAAGAUAUUCAAUGGUGUCUGAUUGUUAAAAUGCAAGUCAGCAUUGUGUAUAAAUAUAUGCUUGGGCAGCCGUGGCCUACUGGUUAGGGCUUCGAGCUUAUAACAGGAGUGCUGGUUCAAUCCCCGACCAGUCCACGGCUGAAGUGCGCAAGGCACUCCCUGAGCAAAGUUAGUGUGCGCUUCACCUCACUGUGUGCUGUGUGUGUUGGAUGGGAUGAAUGCAGAGACCAAAUUCCUUGUAUACGCAAGUAUACAUGGCCAAUAUCCCUGAUUUGAUUUGAUUUGUCGCUUGAGGGAAACCAAUAGCACAUAUAUGUUACGUUUAUAUAAUGUGCGUGGCCAGCUAUUGGGAGACAAAAAUGGUAAUGGUACUGUGUUGUGGAUGAUUAUAAUAAUCUUAAAUUGGAGGUGAGACGGAGUCCACACAUUAGAAGAUGAAAGGGAGAUUCCUCAUCUCUUGGUCAUCAUGUUAGCUCUGCAGAUAUGAUCCUGACAUUAGUAAGGAGAUGAUUGGUCAUCAUGUUAGCUCUGCAGAUAUGAUCCUGACAUUAGUAAGGAGAUGAUUGGUCAUCAUGUUAGCUCUGCAGAUAUGAUCCUGACAUUAGUAAGGAGAUGAUUGGUCAUCAUGUUAGCUCUGCAGAUAUGAUCCUGACAUUAGUAAGGAGAUGAUUGGUCAUCAUUGUUAGCACUGCUUACAGUAUAUGAUCCUGACAUUAGUAAGGACAUGAUCGCUGAAUGUGACUGAAUAUGUCAUGGACUUGAAAUCGUGUACGACUGUGGUACAGUAAAGUCUAA